AUGUCCGGAAAAGAAGACCCUUUGGCCUACGGGCAUUAUGGCGGACAAGGAGAGUCUGAAAGAGGAGGAGGGGAGGGGGGAGGGGAGAGGAGUCUCCUAGGAGACACGCUCCACAAGUUCCGUGAUAAAUACAAGACUUACUCGGGCGGACAGCCCUCCCAGCAACCAUAUCAGCAGUCGCACUACGAUACCCAAGGUGGCUAUCAGGGACAACCCGGCUCCCAUGGCUACGGACAACAGUUUCCACAGUCUCAGCAACCUUAUACCGCCCCUGGCCAACAACCAUACAGUGAACCUAUCCAAGGCCAGAACCCUCCCUACCAUCAAAGCAAACCACCAAAGUCUGAUAUGGUAUCGGGGCUUCUCGGCAAGAUACAAGGAAUUGGCUCCGAUGUAGCACAGAAACUUGGCUCUACUCUGGAUCCUCAAGCGUAUGCCCAGUAUGGCCCAGGCCCAUCAAACUCACAGAAUCGAUUUGGAAGCUUUGCACCGCCCAGGGAGCACUGCGAUGCCAAGUGGUAUGUCGAUGGCUGUGAUUAUAUGUACGCCGUCUCUAGGGCGUUGGAGAAUGCAAAGGAGUCGGUUUGGAUCCUCGAUUGGUGGCUAUCUCCGGAGCUAUAUUUGAGACGCCCGCCUUCCAAAAAUGAGCAGUACAGACUCGAUCGAAUGCUGCAGGCUGCAGCUCAACGCGGGGUGCGUGUCAACGUAAUUGUGUAUAAAGAGGUCACCCAGGCCAUGACCUAUAAUGAGCCAAAACUUAUUCCUUGUCGUAUGGCAGUAUCGUCUUCUCACACUAAGCAUCAUCUGGAGGAUCUUCAUCCAAACAUUGCCGUAUUCCGCCACCCAGAUCAUCUACCUGAUCGGCAAUCUAUCCAUUCUUCUGUUAUAGAUUCAUUCAAGAACUUGACUCUCAGCGCAGCCGGCGUAUCCAAGCUUUCCGGAGAUGCUUUGAAAGGUUUGUACGGGAUGAGUGGUGAUGUUGUUCUUUAUUGGGCUCACCAUGAAAAGCUUUGCAUAGUUGAUGGGAAGACUGCGUUCAUGGGUGGACUUGAUCUGUGUUAUGGCCGUUGGGAUACCCAUCAGCAUUCUAUUUCUGAUGUUCAUCCUAACGACAUCAGGGAGACCGUGUUCCCUGGCCAGGAUUAUAACAACUCUCGUGUUCUGGAUUUCCAGGAUGUGCUUCAUUGGGAAAAUAACACGCUUGACCGCAAGAGCAACUCCCGCAUGGGCUGGUCGGAUAUUUCAGUUAGUUUGCACGGGCCAGCUGUUGAGGACCUUCGGAGGCAUUUCGUUGAGCGAUGGAACUUCAUUUACGACGAAAAAUACAAUGUCCGUCAGGAUACGAGAUACUCGAAGCUGGUUCUCUACGGAAAACCGCUGCCAGCUGGCACCAUUCCUGGAUCACAUGGGCAACAGCAGCAACAACAAUAUGGACACCAGCCACCUCCUCCAGGUCAGACCCAACAGUACCCCCCGCCUCCUCCUGGCCCUCCACCGUCUCAAACCCAAUAUAGCGGUAGCAAUCAAUCAGGGCAACCUCAAUGGGCCGCUCCACCUCAGCAAUCGCAGUCCCAGACGCCAUAUUUCCCUCCCCCUCCAACUCAAGCUAGCCAGCAUUCACAGACUCGUGGGCCAGAACCUCACUAUGACCAAGGCUAUCAGCAGCAGUUCCAGCCAGGCUACCAUCAGCAGACUGACCAGGAUCGCACUCUGACUUCUGAGCUCCGUGGAUUGAGAAAUGACCUUGGAAAUUUUGGCAACAUCCUUCGAGGUCAACUUGCUGGGCAGGUGCACCAAUAUCAGGAUCGUUAUUUCUCUGGUACUCCUGGUUCUACUGCGGGGCCACCGGCGAACAUGUCUUGUCAGAUAGUCCGUAGCUCAGCAAAAUGGAGCCAUGGUAUUCCAGUAGAACACUCAAUUAUGGAUGCAUACGCCGCUAUCAUUCGCGACAGCGAGCAUUUCGUAUACAUUGAGAACCAGUUCUUCAUCACAGCGACUGGUGAUACCCAGAAACCUGUCGAAAAUAAGAUUGGUGCGGCUAUUGUUGAACGGAUUCUUCGUGCUGCGAGAGCAGGACAGAAGUACAAGAUGAUAGUUGUUAUCCCAGCAAUUCCCUGCUUUGCGGGAGAGCUUCGUGAUGACGCUGCUCUCGGGAUUCGUGCGAUUAUGGAAUUCCAAUACGCUUCUAUCAACCGUGGAGGUCACAGUAUUAUGGAACUGAUUGCCAAGGAGGGACACAACCCGAUGGAUUAUAUUCGUUUCUAUAACCUUCGCAACUAUGACAGGAUUAACGCAAGCGCAGAAAUGAGAAAAGCUGAGCAGAAAAGUGGUAUUGACUACCAGGACGCCCAAAAGCAGCAUGAUGACAAGGUUGCUGCGAGCAGAACUAGCGCGUUCGAUACUACUACGGCCUAUCAACCAUACCAGCAGGCUGCACAGCAGGUUUCCCAUUCAAGCGGAUCUGGUCGUUGGAAUAGCGUAAGCGAGUGCUAUAUGCUUGGUGGCGAGGAUAUUCGAAAAGUGCCAUGGGAACAUCCUGGCGAUGUUUCUGAAAUUGAUGCCUUUGUCAGCGAGGAACUCUAUGUGCAUUCAAAGGUUUUGAUUGCCGACGACAGAACGGUCAUCUGCGGAAGUGCCAAUCUCAACGACCGUUCCCAGCUGGGCGAUCACGAUUCGGAAAUUGCUGUCAUCAUCCAAGACCCCACUCCUCUGGAAUCAUCAAUGGACGGGAAACCGUACCUCGUGAGCAAAUUUGCGACUACCCUUCGACGCCAACUAUGCCGAAAACACUUGGGCUUGCUUCCAGUUCAAGAUUAUGAGAGGUCAACUGCUAAUUCUGAGCCAGUGGGCGUGCCCAACUCUUACGAUAUGAACUCACCAGAGAAUCAAAUCGUCAUCGACCCUCUAUCUGACACAUUCCAGAGCCUCUGGAAUUCCCGCGCAAAACAGAACACGGAGGUCUAUCGUAAAGUUUUCCACGCUGUGCCCGAUGAUAAAAUCCGAAACUGGAACGACUACAAGGAGUUUUUCGAGUAUUCCUUCCGCAGUCCUGUCGCGGAGGAGAAAAAAGAUAAAGAAGGGGAAACACGGGAAAAACCAUACUUGAUAGGCCAUGUCGUUCGCGAAGAUUUUCCAGGAGGAGUACAGCAGGUCAAGGAGGAGUUGAGCAAGGUCAAGGGAACGGUCGUGGAGAUGCCCUUGAUGUUCUUGAUAGAAGAGGACAUUGCCAAAGAAGGGAUGACGUUCAAUAGCCUUACGGCGCCUCUCUACACCUGAAGUCAUUACCACCUCUUCAUUUGAUGCCUUGUGGAUUUUUUUCACCUAUCAGUUGAACGUUUGUGAUAUUUGCUUCUCUAUUUUUAUGUGAUAUGUUCAUGAAAUUUCUAGCCAUAUUCCUGUUAUCUCACAUGCUGAACAGAUUUGGGCUAGCCGCUUGUCUCCCAACAUGUUCGAGCCGCCAUACAACGAGAUAAUGUUGGUAUACCAGUUUUUG
Histoplasma capsulatum G186AR is the source of this 3493-nucleotide messenger RNA. Its product is annotated as phospholipase D Active site domain-containing protein. NCBI's taxonomy places the organism in Eukaryota, Fungi, Ascomycota, Eurotiomycetes, Onygenales, Ajellomycetaceae. The transcript has 5 exons. Gene Ontology annotation, molecular function: D-type glycerophospholipase activity. Gene Ontology annotation, biological process: intracellular signal transduction; phosphatidic acid biosynthetic process; cell motility. Bases 1 to 3276 code for a protein of 1091 amino acids. The record is from RefSeq and is a predicted model, not a curated record.